UACGGACUGCGUGGUCACAGAGAACCUUAUCUUCUGGGAUACUCCUGAUUGUCUACUUCUUUCAUAACCUGGUCAAUAGCAGCGAGCUCAGUUUUCUCCUUCGCCUGCAGGUGAACGCAGCACGGCUACUGGCACGUAGCUGACUCGAGAAAAUGCGUACUCGCUCACAGCCCGUAUCGCCCGGUGGCUUUGUGUCACUCGAUACGGCUCGCGCUCCUCGUCGUAAGAGGACGACUACAACUACUGCGUCGAGCACCACAAAGGCCGAGAAGAGCGCCCCGAAACAGCAGACGAAGAAGACGACUACUACCAAGCGAACCCGGAAAACAACUGCAUCGCAGAAGAAAACUUCAAAGAAGGCCGAACCAACUAGUUCUGAAGAACCCCAGAGCACAAAUGAAGAGGAAACACAGACAGAAACUCAGGUGUCAGUUAUCGUCCAGCAGCCGACAACUGAGACUACAGAGAAUACAGAGAAUACACAGAAUACAGAGAAUACACAGAAUACAGAGAAUACACAGAAUACAGAGAGUGAGCACCCUUUUUCUUCUUGUCACCCUUCUACCACCCAGGGAACCCAAGAGACCCAGGAAUCUAGCCCACAGCGACCUCUACUUGAGGCAGACAGACCCAGUCAGGAAACCCCUUCCACUCCUGUCCGUUAUACUGGCCCCGAAGGAAAUCACACUUCUAUCCUGGAACCUCCUAGUGCUUCUUCUAUCGACACGCCUUCUGCUGGAGCUGCUUUGUAUGCCGCUGCCCAUGCAGCUAUCUAUGCUGCGUCGCCUUUUGAAUCAAGACUUGCAGAUACCCAGGUUACUCCUACUACACAUGUGUCUACAACAGUUGCCUCUCCAACCGCAGGACUAUCUCCAGACGUCUCUCUUGCCCCCUUUUCUGAACAGCGUACCCCAACUGCUACACGGACUGAUCACCAUGACUCUUCUGUUUUGGCUUCACCAUCCCUGCCUGCGCAUGUCGCCACUGAAUUGGCUCAAAACACUUCUCCUGUUGACACCGAAAUGUCCGAUGCCCCGUCUUUGGAACGUCGUUCUCGGUUCUGGCAUCCCACUUUUCUUUCCCCUAUUCUAGAAGAGCAAGAGUCGAGUCCAGCUGCUUCACGGAGUCCGCACGUCACCUUGCGGUCUGCAAUCUCCGAGGCUCAGGAUUACCGUUCUUCCGUCUCAUCUCCCGCUGUUGAUUUGCCAUUCACCCCAGUGAGAGCUCUGGCUAGACCAGUCUCUCGUCUGGGUCAUAGAGAGGAUGUCUUUCUGUCAAGUUGCCCUGCUGUUGACUCUCCUUUUACACCGAUGAGGGCUGCCGCCUUGGCUAGACCAGUCUCUCGUCUGGAUCAUAGGGCAGAUACCUUCCCACCGAGUUCACCGCACACCCCGUUACGCACACCCAUUGUCUCGAGAGCGUCUGGAUAUAGUGUUUCUCCCGCAGCAUUCUCUUUUUCGUCUUCAUCCCCUCUUUCUUCCCCUCCUGAGAACCUAUCGCCUGUGCCGCUAAGCACACUCGGGAGUCAUCAAACUUCUGCUACCCAGACUACCCCUGGUUUGCUCCGUCGUCAUCAAACCCAAUAUACCCAUCAUGGAUAUCUUAACCAGUGUCAUUGUUGUGGCGCAACCCUGCGAUGCCCUAAUGGACACCCGCCUGGAAAUUCCCAGUCUCGAGACCCUGGAUCUUCCCGCAACAAAGCGCUAACAAAGCGAGUAGCACCCAUUAGGAAACGUACCCGCGAUAAUUCGUCCGAUGAUGAAGCGUCCGAUAUCAUCACCCCUUCGAAUAAGCGCCGCAACACGGGGCCUCCCGGGAGCACCCCUUUCGCGCGACGGUCUACACCUCUCUCUAGCCGACUUAUCAACAGGGCUAUCCCGUUCUCCGAACAACGCCGGCGUCGACUGCUCGAGCAACAAGGGCGCAUCGACAAGACCCUCUUCCGCCUUCCCCAGCUUAUUUCUCAAGCUGAAUCUGAUCGUCAGGCCUCGAAUGAGCCCGAAAUUGCUCCAUGCGAACUGUCUCCGCUGGUUAGACACGUUGACGCAAACAAGGAGAACCAAGGGUCUGAACCUGAUAGCCAACAGCCUUCAACUCCCGAGAACCCCCGGAGAGGUUGGGGCCUUAGUGGACUCUUCAGCUCUGUACCUCGCUCUUUCUCAAGGAUCCUUCCUACAUUGGGCCUUUCUCCGGAGCGGCCUGAAUCUUCUGGUACUACAGCGCCUGCUUCGGAACGCAUCAGUCGUACGGCAGCUACUAGCCCCGUCUCAGCCCUAUCCUUCGGCGUCACGGGUAAAACGGCAACAGCUAAUAAAAAGCCGAAGGAGUCAAGCCCUCACGAUCUCUCGUAUUCUUUGUUCCCGGCCCCGAUCGAUAGAAGCCGAUAUCUACCAGUGCGCUCCGACUCACGGGUCGAUACAAAGCGGAGGAAGCUGAGUGACGGAAAGAAACUCGUGGUUGAGCAAUCCGGAGCUUCAACCACUCCCGAGCCAGCCCAAAAGGAACCAGAUGCAGAUGCAGAUGCUAAGGAUGGCGGAAAGAAGCGCAAGCGUCCUUCCACCUCUCCUGACGUGAUCCCUAACCCUCCCGGGACCAGCUAUGGACUGGACUUAGACUAUUUUACCUACGGCAGCGAAAGCGAAGAGGAGAGCGAAGAAGCCCAGCGCACGACGACUAUUCCUGAUACGCGCCCGGUUCGUAGCAUUCUUCGGCCUCAGCGACCGCCACCCAAGCGUGUCCGCUUCGAUACUAGUCCAGAGAAUACUCCUUCCAAGCUUCGUCUUCGUGCCACGGAUUCCUACACCGGUCAACAGUUUGUGGGCGUUCCUGACCUCUUUGCUCCUCGAGACAACGCCACUCGUCAAGCUGCUGUUCCUCAUCCAGACACCGCAACGACGGCUGCUACAGUUCCUGUCAGUCAAACUACCGUUGAACAACCCACCCAGCGCUCCCCAGGCUUCAUCCCGAACCAGUCUGGGACGUUCCGCCUUGACUACGACGCGUUUUCCAGCGACAGUGAGUCGGGUGGAGAACCCACCCCCGCGCCCUUGACGCCACAAGCCCAGCCGCCUGCGUCUCGAGAGGAGACAGAAGAGUCACGCCCCCCGGCGUGGACUCAACCUCCACCACCUCGCCCGACUCCGGCACAUGCUGCACUCCCGUCGACGACCGAACCGGCAGUCGACAAUCAUGCCCUCGCAAAGGCCCGUUCCCAGGCUGAAAAGUACAAGCCAAAGACCCCCUCGGGGCUUCGUACCGCGAGUCGUUAUGCCAGCCCAAUGGGCGCUUCACCUUUGGGUGAAAUUUCUGCUGGAGAUGACGACUUCGCUCGUGAUGCGCAGUGGCUUCUUUCUAACUGCCCGUCUGGGGACCUCAACCAACUCUCUUGGCCGAAGCAGGGAGCUCUGGUCGAGAGCUUGGGCGUCGACCCGGAAGCUGGUCGACUUCUUGCCCAGCUCUGGGACGAAGAGGAGGUGGAGGAAGGCUACGGCGCCUUCACCCGUAGCCUCGGGGAGUUCGCAGAGACCCUGGCGUAAGCCAGCUGGGCUCUGUGGCUCCUUAGAGCCAACAUAAUUCGA
Molecule: messenger RNA, 3578 nt
Organism: Paecilomyces variotii
Lineage: Eukaryota; Fungi; Ascomycota; Eurotiomycetes; Eurotiales; Thermoascaceae
Exons: 3
Coding region: 153-3536 (1127 amino acids)
Source: RefSeq, a predicted model, not a curated record